This is a messenger RNA of Eptesicus fuscus (big brown bat), 1533 nucleotides long. It is a transcript of the gene TLCD3B, whose product is annotated as TLC domain containing 3B. The record is from RefSeq and is a predicted model, not a curated record. Lineage: Eukaryota; Metazoa; Chordata; Mammalia; Chiroptera; Vespertilionidae. The transcript is spliced from 5 exons. Bases 21 to 848 code for a protein of 275 amino acids. Gene Ontology annotation, molecular function: sphingosine N-acyltransferase activity. Gene Ontology annotation, biological process: ceramide biosynthetic process; lipid homeostasis. Gene Ontology annotation, cellular component: membrane; endoplasmic reticulum.
UGCCCGAGGCCCGAGCCACCAUGCUGACCCUGGUGGCUGGGGGGGUGGUGUUCCCCGGACUCUUCCUCCUCUCCAAGAACACGCUCCAGCGGUUGCCCCAGCUGCGCUGGGAGGAGGCCGACGCGGUCAUUGUCUCAGCCAGGCUGGUGUCCUCUGUCCAAGCUGUCAUGGCCUCCACCGCUGGCUACAUCGUCUCCACCUCCUGCAAGCACAUCAUUGAUGACCAACACUGGCUUUCCUCUGCCUACACACAGUUCGCAGUGCCCUACUUCAUCUACGACAUCUACGCCAUGUUUCUCUGCCACUGGCACAAGCACCAGGUCAAGGGGCACGGAGGGGACGAAGGCGAGGCCCGCGCCGCAGGCAGCAGCACCUGGGCCGUGGCGCGCGGCUACCUGCACAAGGAGUUCCUCAUGGUGCUGCACCACGCCGUCAUGGUGCUGGUGUGCUUCCCGCUCUCCGUGGUGUGGCGCCAGGGCAAGGGGGACUACUUCCUGGGCUGCCUGCUCAUGGCCGAGGUCAGCACACCCUUCGUCUGCCUUGGCAAGAUCCUCAUCCAGUACAAGCGGCAGCACACGCUGCUGCACAAGGUGAACGGGGCCCUGAUGCUGCUCAGCUUCCUGUGCUGCCGGGUGCUGCUCUUCCCCUACCUGUACUGGGCCUACGGGCGGCACGCCGGCCUGCCGCUGCUCGCCGUGCCCCGCGCCCUCCCGGCGCACGUCAACCUGGGCGCCGCGCUGCUGCUCGCCCCGCAGCUCUACUGGUUCUUCCUCAUCUGCCGCGGGGCUUUCCGCCUCUUCUGGCCCCGCAGCUCCCCGUCGCCCUCGCCCUCGCCGGCCCGCGAGUGAGGUGGGGCCAGAGGACCCCGCCCGCCCCUUCGCCAGCCCCACCCCUGCCCCCGGGGACGGGGCUCUGGGGCUGCUGCGAGGGGUGUGGAGCCAGGAGCCCGGCAGCCCAGGACUGACGGCGGACUCCGAAGGGUGGGCGCAGACCCGCAGGGCUCAGGGGCAGGGAGAGGGCCUGGCCCCCCCUGCAGAGCCCCCUCUCUGACCACAACGCUGGGCCCUGAAGAGCGAAGGGCACAGGAAGGGGCACCACUUCCCCUCCUUUUAAGGCUUGAGGGCUGUGGGGAGGCUGAUGGAGACUCGAGGGGACCAGGAAUCAGAAUGUGGGGGAGGCCCUGCUGCCAAGGCCACCCCACCCCAGCUGCAGCUCCUCCCAGCUCCCGGCUCUGGGCGGCUCUGCUCAGGGCUGGUGGCCCCCAGCUCCCCUCCAGGGAGGCCAGCCUGAGGGAUCUUAUUUAUUCACCCAAAUUCUAACUAGUCUGUUGGGGGCGGGUGGCUGCUAUCCCCCAGCCUUCCCAGCGCUGAGCAUCCCGGGCAGGUGAGGGGCGUUCCUCCCCCCUUAGGCUGCACACUUGCCCUCAGGCCCUGGCAUGUCCCUGGUGCUACAGACCCCUCAAGGCUUCCUCCAGUCUGGGGUCGGGGACCCUGGGAGGUGCUUUACAGACCGCUAAUAAAGACGAUCUGCGUG